Molecule: messenger RNA, 2285 nt
Organism: Cannabis sativa
Lineage: Eukaryota; Viridiplantae; Streptophyta; Magnoliopsida; Rosales; Cannabaceae
Product: GTP-binding protein At3g49725, chloroplastic
Exons: 12
Coding region: 104-1870 (588 amino acids)
Cellular component (GO): cytoplasm
Molecular function (GO): GTP binding; ribosome binding
Source: RefSeq, a predicted model, not a curated record
AAACCCCUUCUCCUUCUCUUUUCCGAUGCUUGAAAGAAAACAUACCCAUUACAUUACUCCUCCUUUUCGACAUUGAUCAAAUCACAGAGCGAACCUUCUUCAAAUGAUUAAAGGACCCAUUACACUCUCACGUUCUCUUCUCAGGUCUCUCUGCCAAACUAUAAACUCUUCGUGUACACACAGAACCAAUCUCAUAUCAUCACCAUGUUCCGGUGGAAUUAUCUCGGCGCCUUACUCUCAGGACUCUACUAGCGAAAGGGAAGAUCGGUAUGAGCUUGUUUCUCUUCUCAAUAGGGACCCGGAAAGCCCUCCCAAGCUCUUCGUGGUUCAGCCUCGUAUGCGCCCCGAUAGCAUGUUGCAGGCCAAGCUUAAUGAAGCUCUGUGCCUGGCUAACUCACUCGAAGAACAGCGAGAUGGGUACUUCGAUACUGAUUUCUUUGACAAGGAAAUACCUUCACACAUUGUCGUUCAAAACCCAUCUGCUAGAGGGCAUAAAACACGCGCAGACACAUAUUUUGGUCCUGGAACAGUGGACAAUAUAAAAAUCCACCUAAAUCUUGUGGAAUCAAAGGGCGAAGUGGAUGCUGUUUUUGUGAACACAAUUCUGUCUGGGGUUCAGCAAAGGAAUUUGGAGAGAACAUGGGGCAAACCGGUGUUGGAUCGUGUGGGUCUUAUAAUUGAGAUAUUUAAUGCUCAUGCAUAUACAAAAGAGGGAAAGUUGCAGGCUGAAUUAGCAGCACUAUCUUAUAAGAAGACCAGACUUGUUCGUGUACGGGGCUCAGAUGGACGCCUUACUUUUGGAAGUUCUGGAGAAUCUGAAGUUGUUAGUGCCCGGGGGAGAGGAAGUGGUGGACGCGGGUUUAUUAGUGGUGCUGGAGAAACUGAACUUCAACUUCAGCGACGGAGAAUUAUAGAACGGCGGAGAAUGUUAUUAUCACAAAUUGAAGAGGUUCGUCGUACUCGAGCUUUGCAACGGGCUGCUCGCAAGAGACGUGGUGGCUCAGAUGGUCAAGGUUUAGUAACUGUUGCUGUUGUUGGAUAUACCAAUGCGGGGAAAUCUACACUAGUUGGUGCACUCUCAAACAGUGAUCUUUAUAGUGAUUCACGAAAGAAGGUGCUUGUAAGUGAUACAGUAGGAUUUAUAUCAGAUUUGCCAGUGCAGUUAGUUGAAGCGUUUCAUGCAACUUUGGAAGAAGUGGUGGAAGCUGAUCUGCUUGUGCAUGUGUUGGACUGUACUGCCCCGAAUCUCGAUGAGCAUCGGUCAACUGUACUUAGUGUUCUUGUGCAAUUAGGGGUAUCAAAAGAGAAGCUUCAGAAUAUGAUUGAAGUUUGGAAUAAGAUUGAUUACCAUGAGGAUGACAUAGGUGUAUUAGACUAUCAAGAAGAAGCAGAAGAAGAAGAAGAAGAUGAAGACGAAGAAGUAGAAGCAUCAAAUGUGACACCUGAAGAGUUGGUUGGUGAUCAUACUAAUGACAAUGCAUACAAGUUAUCGACUGGAGAUCUUGAAGCUGUGGAUGACCAAGAAGACGAUUAUUCUGAUGGCUGGUUGGCAUCAGAGGAUGACCAAAACCCUUGGAGUGAUGAAAAUGGUUCUAUGCUCCCAUUAAAGAGUGCAGAUGGCCAACAAAGUGAGUGUUCUAAGGACUGGAAAACAGAAAUGGGUUUGCAUCCUCAAGAUCAGUCUGGUCCGCAUGUCAAAACAUCUGCGCUUACUGGAGUUGGAUUGCAAGAGUUGCUGGAACUUAUAGAUGAGAGGCUGAAGGAUCAAGAUAAGAAGUUGAAUGCUCACAAUGUUGUGGAAAGGAGCAUCUUCAAUCGAAAAUGGAGGCCCCCUCGAGAAGAGGAAGAUGGCAUAGCUGUUGAAAAGUAAACACUUCAAUCUGGUCCAUUUGUUGUUCUUUCCUACAUCUACCUUGGGUCGCUCCAUGACUGAAUACUUGUUACAUACUGAAACAGCUGAAUGCAGGUCGAUUUCUCUUCUCUUUGGUAGCUCAAAAACUUUGUUGUCCAGAAGCAGUUUUCUAGUAUUUCUCAAGGGAACUCUUGCAACUAAUGAAAUUACACAAGUUUUCCUCAAAUCUGGCAUUUUUAUUGUGAAGAAUGCUGUCUUUUAGAUAUCUAUCAUAAGCGUUCUUUUUUCCCCAACUAAUAAAGAACUUGCGCUUUGGCUUGAAUGACUAAGGGCAUGUUGUGUUUUGCACUUUUUAGUUGUAUUUACUAUUACUAUUGGGUAAAGCACACUGUAAAAUGUAAAUUCAGUGGCAAUAAUCUCAUAUUUCUAUGUA